Messenger RNA from Caenorhabditis remanei, 294 nucleotides. RefSeq lists its product as uncharacterized. Bases 1 to 294 code for a protein of 97 amino acids. The transcript has 3 exons. The record is from RefSeq and is a predicted model, not a curated record. NCBI's taxonomy places the organism in Eukaryota, Metazoa, Nematoda, Chromadorea, Rhabditida, Rhabditidae.
AUGGGUCGUGACAUGGAGAAUUGCCAGUCGGGAUUAACAUGCUGUAAAGGAGCAUGCUUCAAAUUAGAGGAUAUUAAGCAUAACGUUAUCGUGAAGGGAUGUGUGAAUAAUAGAGAGGAGGACGCGUCGAUGAAGGUCCGUGAGCUCAAUGUGCCACUCUAUUGGGCGAACAAGGAGAAGGUUAAAGGCGAAUCAUUCUUCUGCACCGGAAAACACUUCUGCAAUCAAACGUCUCGUGUCAGCCUUCUCGCCUCCUUCCUCUCCGUAGUCUUCGCAUUUUUAGUCAUCAGAUAA